GACACAAUCAGUUCAACAACUGAGCAGAUCCCGGGAAAAGGCAACAAGACAGACAGCAGCAGCAGCAGUAGCAGAGCCGUAAUUAAUUAAUGGAAAACUGGAUUAUGAGGAUUGGAAGUGCAAUCUGAAUAUUGAAAGCCUGGAUUAGUGGCUUUGCAGUUUCCCUACACAAUGGGCAUAGAUAGGCGACAGAGAGCCUCUCUGGCUCUCACCUUAAACUUCAUCGCAGUCGUCUUCUCUGUCUCUGCGCUGAGCACCAGCUACUGGUGUGAAGGAACGAGGAAGGUGGCGAAACCUUUCUGCAAGGGUCCAGUGAAACUCAGGCAGAGUUACUGUAUCAUGUUCAAUAGCUCCAAUAUAAAUGACAGCCGCCUGGUACAAUAUAUUUGGGAAACCGGGGAUGAUAAAUUCUUAAUGAGACGUUUCCACACCGGGAUUUGGUUGUCCUGUGAGGAAAAUGUUAAUGGAAUAGGAGAGAAUUGUCGAAGUUUUCUGAACAUUGCGCCACCCCAUGAGAAAGGUGUGCUGUGGCUGUGCAUCGUGGCAGAAUGUUUGUAUAUCCUUUUGCUUGUGACGGGCGGAAUCCUCAUGUCAAUAGAGAUCUGUCACUUCACUAACGUUAUCGAUGGACUGAAACUAAAUACCUUUGCUGCAAUAUUCACUGUCUUAUCAGGGCUAUUAGGCAUGGUAGCGCAUAUGAUGUAUACCACUGCUUUCCAGUUAACAGUGAGUCUUGGACCAGAAGACUGGAGACCCCAGACAUGGGAUUAUGGCUGGUCCUACUGCCUUGCGUGGGGUUCGUUCACCUCCUGUAUGGCUUCUUCUGUGACAACAAUCAACAGAUAUACAAAGACACUCCUGGAGUUCAAGCACAAACGGAGGAAGAUUGAGAAAAGUUUGAAAGUCAAACAGAAGUUACUUGACUUUGAUUCGCCGGAGCAGGUAUGGGACAUGUACAUCAGUUCCAUGCCCAGCACAGCAGAGGAACUCAUGGAUUCCUCAAGUAACGGGCGCAGGCUGUCCAAUACCUCAGUCGUCUUAGACCUGAACGACCUUCCUGACCCACAGGAGGAAGAAUAUUGCUGAAUAUUUGUGGUUGUUUAAAACAAAAAUAUUAGCUUUUCAAGUGCCGGUACUUCAAGGUGGUAAAUAUGAUUUAGCAUCACCGUUUUAAGGUAUUUUGUUCAUUACAUCUUUUAACCCAUUGAAAGGGGUCUUACAGUUGCUAAUGAAAUAAUUCCACGAUCCUGUCAUGCACCUCCAUUUGCUAUGUAGCUCGUACUGCAUGUGCAAUUUUGAAAGAAGCUUUGUUUUCAGUUUUUAAAAAAUCUCCUGGUGAAAUGACUUGGGAAGUGGGCCUGAAAAUAAGACUUGUAACAACAGCUCUCUAUUUUCAAAUGAAAAUACAUGUUUCUUUGAAAGCUGCUCAUGUGAGACCUAUACAUAUUGUGAAUGGAUGCUAAGAUUGAAGAAUUUCAGAAACUGUAACUACUUUAAUAGUCUGCUAUUUAUAGCAACAUAAUGCAAUACAGUGUUGCCUUUUAGGUAAUUGUUCCUGUAGUACUCUAUAGAUAAAAUAGCACAAUCUGAGAUAUCUGCUUUGCUCAUUAAAAACUGCUGGAGGGUGACGCCCAAUAUACGUCGAAAGAACAAAAAGAUUUUCAGGGGAUCGGAGGUAAGGUUGCUAAUGCUAAUAAGAGAUUGGAAACUGAAUUUUGACCUUGCUUUGAUGUUCUGAGUCAUUUGAGCCCCACUGAAUGUAAUGAUGCUGCCACAGCACGUUGCACAGCUUCAUCAAUAUGAAAACAAUGCAGUGCUGUUCUGAACUGGCUAAAACAAGAUACAUGCUCAACCUCUAGGGAGCUUCUAAUUGGGUAUUCAAAGACAUUCUUUCAGAUAUAUGCCAAUAUGAAAGUCCUUCAUGUGCCAACCUUCUAGAACAAUGCAGCGGGCAUCCUCUGGCUGUUACUAAAGUCAGGUUGGCUAGGCAUGUUUCAAGUACAAUACUAUAGAAAAGAGCUGUAAACUAGCGGGAGAAUUCAUGGGAAAGGUAUAUUACAUUUUUAAAGUAAUCUAUUUUUUUCAAGUUACCCAAAAACUUGUCCAUGGGAGACACAGUGAUUGGAUACUCAUUGGAGACACAGCGAUUGGAAGGUUUUUACAACCAGGAAAUUUACUGGAUUUCCCAACAGCCUUUGGAACUCUGUAAUAAAACGUUUAAGUCAGGUAGACAAAUGUUUCAGCUAAUGCCUUUAUCAGUGUUAUGAGUUCUGCUAUGAAUUGUUAUGAAUUUUGGAGUCAAAUGGACAGGUCCCUCACCUGUCCAUUUGAUAUGUCUCCUGACAGCUACACGAUUACAUCUCUCAGAUAUGGUUGUUAUUUUCAUGUUCUGUGCUUUCCCUAUUACAAUCUGUUCCUUGCUUUCAGCUUUAGUAAAAUAAUUGGGUGCAUGCAGAUAUAUUAAACAGAACUCACCACAGCCUGUGAUUUCCACUUUAAAGUGUUAUAGAACACCCUGCUGUGGUAACAAGAAACACAUACGAUUGUGUUGCUCUAGCCUGUGUUGUAGAUAUUAAGCAAUAUAUUUUUCAAAAUAACUGGAAUAAAACUGGAAACUUUGAGUGUCAUGGUGUUUCCAGAUCAUGCUCCCUUCUGCUACUGGUCUUAUUGGAUAAAAAGGUUGUUAUGGGAACAGAAAAGCAGCAGCCUUGUUUCUGAAGGGAGCAUGUUUCAAGAGGGACAUACAAAGGCUCCCACUGACAGCAUUACACAGUUGCCAAGUGACUGAUUCGGUCAGACUCAGAGAGGAAACAGCACAUAACUUUUUUUUUUUAAUUAUUUUUAUUUUAUUAAAGUCUGGGACCUAAAAAGGAAAGACCAACAUUUUUGCCAUAUAACAAGCUGUAACUAUGAAUCAAGUGUACUUGGAGACAAUCCCCUUCGCUCACUUAAAAACUUAGACCCUGUCUCAGAUUUAAUCCACUCAAAUAUUGUUAUCUCCUUGUACACCCCUUAUAAGAGUUUACCACAGUAAAUUUGCACCAUGUUUUUGCAGUUUCCCCAAGUGUUCUAUGACGCUUUCCUCUCUGGUAUUUACAAUGUUUUACCAUGAUUUCCGUAUGCUGUUUUACAUUUUUCUAUGCUUUUACUAUGCUAUACUUUUAUAAUGAGAUUUGAUGAGCCCUGUCGUUAUUGAUUAAAUUUGCUACAUAAGCCUGUGUAAUUCCCUUUUAAAAGCACCAUUCAAUUAGAAGUUGUAAUUGUGAGUUUUUGAAGGCAAAAUAGAGAUUUUGAAAUGUGAAGAUGUUUUACAUGUGUAUGUGUGAGAAUACAGGCCAGCAUCGCCCAUUAUGCUCAGUGUAGACUGAGAAAACACUUUUAAAAAUGAUUGAGUAACGUAAAACAGUGUGUGUUGUGAAAUAGAGCUAUCUUUGUAAUAUACCUAUAUCAAUUGCGAGGUGUUGUGUGACAAAUAUUGUAAUAUUGUUUUUGCACCUGUCAGAUGUUUUAUGGAUAAUAAUAAAUGGUUUAUUGUUUUGCUGUAUGCUGUAUAUAUUUUUAAUAAACAACACAAACUUAG
Messenger RNA from Acipenser ruthenus (sterlet), 3580 nucleotides. Its product is annotated as germ cell-specific gene 1-like protein. The transcript has 5 exons. Gene Ontology annotation, cellular component: plasma membrane. Lineage: Eukaryota; Metazoa; Chordata; Actinopteri; Acipenseriformes; Acipenseridae. Bases 172 to 1086 code for a protein of 304 amino acids. The record is from RefSeq and is a predicted model, not a curated record.